Messenger RNA from Oikopleura dioica, 468 nucleotides. The record is from the annotation of a GenBank genome assembly. Lineage: Eukaryota; Metazoa; Chordata; Appendicularia; Copelata; Oikopleuridae.
AUGAGCCAGGCCGUACUUGACCAAUGCGUUGCUGCUUUUGAGCUCUUCACCAAGGACACAACCGACCAGCUCCUUGGCGUUGCUGAGCUCGAUCUGGUUCUCCGAGCUCUUGGCCAGGAACCCAACCCAAAGGAGCUUGGAGAAAUCAUGCAGGGAUACGGAUCCAAGUUCGGCAAGAUGAACUUGGACGACUUCCUCGAACUCAUGCAGCAGCAGAUCCGAGCGAACACCUCCGACCGAAAUGCUGACUCUCUCCCCGCCGCCACCAUUGCCUUCUUCGCCGAGGCCUUCCGACUUUUCGACAAGGACCAGGACGGAUAUUUGAACAUGGACGAACUCAAGAACGCUCUUUCUCUCAUCGGCCAGGACGGCUCUGCGGAAGAAUUGAUGGUCGCUUCCGACGCCAACAAGGAUCACAAACUCGACUUCGACGAAUUCGUCGAGAUGAUGAAAGAUAUCGAUGUUUGA